Xiphias gladius (swordfish) is the source of this 2446-nucleotide messenger RNA. RefSeq names its product capping actin protein of muscle Z-line subunit alpha 1b (gene capza1b). The transcript is spliced from 10 exons. The coding region runs from base 216 to 1076 and encodes 286 amino acids. Gene Ontology annotation, biological process: barbed-end actin filament capping; actin cytoskeleton organization. The record is from RefSeq and is a predicted model, not a curated record. Gene Ontology annotation, cellular component: actin cortical patch; F-actin capping protein complex. Gene Ontology annotation, molecular function: actin filament binding. Lineage: Eukaryota; Metazoa; Chordata; Actinopteri; Istiophoriformes; Xiphiidae.
GAGCUUUUAACGCCCUCUUGUGUUGCAAAUAAUAGUCUGUAGACUAUUUUGCAUUGUGCUUAUGCAUAGUUGUUGAUUUCAGAGAGUGGCAUUUUUCUGUCGAAGUACAGUUAUACACGUCUUUUGACAAGACACAUUUCUAAAUAACUUUGUAUUAGUCGGUUUCUUCUGUGAAUGUCAGUCAGCUGGGGUAGGUGGGGUCACAAAGAGCCAAGAUGGCUGACUUUGAGGAGCCGCUGUCAGAUGAGGAGAAGGUCCGCAUAGCAGCCAACUUUGUGACUCAUGCCCCCCCGGGAGAGUUCAAUGAGGUCUUCAAUGAUGUGCGGCUCCUUCUUAAUAAUGACAACCUCCUUAGGGAGGGGGCUUCACACUCCUUUGCCCAGUACAACAUGGAUCAGUUCACUCCUGCCAAACUAGAGGGCUACGAUGAGCCGGUCCUAAUCACAGAGCAUGGUGACCUUGGUCAGGGACGCUUUCUGGACCCCCGCAACCGUUUGUCGUUCCGCUUCGAUCACCUAAGAAAAGAGGUGAGCGAUGUGCAGCCAUAUGAAGGAGAUAUGGCCCUGAGAAGCUGGAGAGAUGCCUGUGAUACUGCCCUUAGUGCCUACGUUAAAGAGCACUACCCUACUGGAGUCUGCACGGUAUAUGGGAAAACGGUUGAUGGUCAGCAAACUAUCAUAGCCUGCAUUGAGGGACAUCAGUUUCAACCCAAAAACUUCUGGAAUGGUCGCUGUAGGUCUGAGUGGAAGCUUACGAUUGGUCAGUCCACUGCUCAGGUGGUGGGAGUGUUGAAAAUCCAGGUGCAUUAUUAUGAAGAUGGAAAUGUGCAACUGGUUAGCCAUAAGGAGGUAGAAGAAUCAAUACCAGUGACUAAUGAAAGCCAGACAGCCAAGGAAUUUGUUGACAUUAUUGAGAACGCUGAAAAUGAUUAUCAGACUGCAAUCAGUGAGAACUACCAGACCAUGUCUGACACCACCUUUAAGGCCCUGCGUCGUCAGCUGCCUGUCACACGCACUAAGAUCGACUGGAAUAAGAUCCUAAGUUACAAAAUUGGCAAGGAGAUGCAGAAUGCCUAGUGGAAGGUCAGGGACUGACCAGGGAGGCGCAUGCUCCACUUGUCCCACAACCCACCUAUACAUGCGCAAAGACUAACCAAAGCAAAACUAUGUCAGUAUGGGGCAAGGAAUUAAUAAAAAAGAAUAAAAAAAAACUAUAACUGAAGAUUUGCAGACUGUUAGGCACAGGUAUCCAUCUGCUGUAAGGAAGUUGCAGUUAUGGAGAUAAUUAAUGGUUGAAGAAACUGGUUACUUCUGGAUGUGUGUGUGUUGUGAAAGAGUUGUGUUGGGUCAGUGUGCAGGGCUGUGCUCAGGACUGCUACAUUAAAGAAGUAAAUCUUCCUUAGUCCGUCAAAGGAAUCACAGACGUACCUGGAUUCAAGUGUCAGAAAUUAAAAUAUUUUUUUCUUUGUCAAACUGAUGCAGAACUGUGAUCAUGUAACAGUGGAGAUCACAGCACACAGGAACAAAAACCAGAACUGCACAAGGCAGCUGAUUAGAGAAUUGAAGCACAUCGUCACAUAUCAGGGUUUGAUUUUGGACAGGAAAAUAUCAAUUUUGUGAAGUUUUUGUUUCUUUGUGGUAUUGGAAAUCAGGACAUUGGCAAGAAAAUGAAUAGUAGUCAUCUGACAUUUUAACCGGUACUAAACUUACAGUGUUGCUGACUUAACAUGGAUCUAGGUAUACAUGGGUAAUUGACAGUAUUUUUACCUGUUGUUAACAUUUAGGAGUAGUAGGAUCCUCAGCAUAGCUCUGAUCCUGCACUGUAGACCUAUGUGUUUGUCAGUGUCUGUCAGGGCUGAGAGAAUGUUUACUUGUUUUCUGUUGCGCUCCACUGAUGUACUCCACCAAUGCAAACUACGAUGACUGAAAUAAGAUAAAGCAACUUCUGCGCUGCUGCAUCUAUAAUGCAUUUUCUGGUCUCUUACUUUGGCAACACCACCUCCAUUGCUGUACAGCUUUUCCUUUGUGAAAGGAAAACAUACUCAUAAUAACCAAGAUUUAUUUGCCAAAAUCUCUUUCCUAUGGUAAAGAACUCCAUCCUCCCACCCAUGUAUGCAAAUUUCUAUUUUAAUAUGCUGGUUUUUGUUGGAGUCUUAGAAUAUUGCACUCUUAACUGUAACAGUCUUUGUGUAUUGGUCAAUGCCAAGUGAACGCAAAGCAGUUGCAAUGUAAGGCAAAAUCAUGUACUGUAUAUGUUACAUGACUUCUGUAAGGCCACAUCAUACUGUAUGUGUUACAUGACUUGUAAGUGGGCUGACUCUGGAUCAGUUACUUGUUAGCUAGACUAUGUGCCGUGUUCAACCCUCACACUAACUGUGUGCCGAUCGGUUAUAAAGUUCGAGACUGUACUGCCCCAUUCUGUUGUACAAAUAAAUGGAUUGAACAUC